Messenger RNA from Gracilinanus agilis (Agile Gracile Mouse Opossum), 1377 nucleotides. It is a transcript of the gene TPH2, whose product is annotated as tryptophan hydroxylase 2. Gene Ontology annotation, molecular function: iron ion binding; tryptophan 5-monooxygenase activity. NCBI's taxonomy places the organism in Eukaryota, Metazoa, Chordata, Mammalia, Didelphimorphia, Didelphidae. The record is from RefSeq and is a predicted model, not a curated record. Gene Ontology annotation, biological process: aromatic amino acid metabolic process. The transcript is spliced from 10 exons. Gene Ontology annotation, cellular component: neuron projection. Bases 1 to 1377 code for a protein of 458 amino acids.
AUGCAGCCUGCCAUGAUGAUGUUUUCCAGUAAAUAUUGGGCAAGGAGGGGACUCUCUUUGGACUCGGCAGUCCCUGAAGAACAUCAGUUACUCAGCAGCUUAACACUCAACAGAGCAAAUGAUGAGAAGAAAGGCAACAAAGGGAGUGGCAAGAAUGAAGCUGCUGGGGAAAGUGGAAAGACUGCAGUUGUGUUUUCUUUGAAAAAUGAAGUUGGUGAAUUGGUGAAAGCCUUAAGGCUCUUUCAGGAAAAACAUGUGAAUAUGGUUCAUAUUGAGUCCAGGAAAUCUAGGCGAAGAAAUUCGGAGGUAGAGAUUUUUGUGGACUGUGACUGCAGCAAGAAAGAAUUUAAUGAGCUCAUUCAAUUGCUGAAAUUUCAAACUACCAUUGUGACACUGAACCCACCAGAGAACAUUUGGACAGAGGAGGAAGACCUGGAAGAUGUCCUGUGGUUUCCUCGGAAGAUCGCUGAAUUAGAUAAAUGUUCUCACCGAGUUCUUAUGUAUGGCUCAGAACUGGAUGCAGAUCACCCUGGAUUUAAGGACAAUGUCUAUCGACAGAGAAGAAAGUAUUUCGUGGAUGUGGCCAUGAGUUAUAAAUAUGGCCAGCCCAUUCCCAGAGUGGAAUAUACAGAAGAAGAAACCAGAACUUGGGGAGUUGUGUUCAGAGAACUCACCAAACUCUAUCCUACUCAUGCUUGUCGAGAGUAUUUGAAAAACCUCCCUUUGCUGACUAAACAUUGUGGCUACAGAGAAGACAAUGUGCCCCAACUUGAAGAUGUCUCCAUCUUUUUGAAAGAAAGAUCUGGCUUUACUGUGAGACCAGUGGCUGGGUACCUGUCUCCUCGGGACUUUCUAGCUGGAUUGGCUUAUAGAGUGUUCCACUGUACUCAGUAUGUUAGACAUGGCUCUGACCCACUCUACACCCCAGAACCAGAUACAUGUCAUGAACUCCUGGGACAUGUCCCCCUACUUGCGGAUCCGAAGUUUGCUCAGUUCUCACAAGAAAUUGGCCUGGCCUCCCUGGGAGCCUCUGAUGAAGAUGUUCAGAAGCUUGCCACAUGUUAUUUCUUUACUAUUGAGUUUGGACUUUGCAAACAAGAAGGGCAGCUUCGAGCCUAUGGAGCGGGGCUUCUCUCUUCCAUUGGAGAAUUAAAGGUAUGUGUCUGUGCAUACAAAUGUCCUACCCGGGAAGUCGAUUCAAGAGACUUUGCCAAGUCAAUAACUCGCCCCUUCUCUGUGUACUUCAAUCCUUAUACCCAGAGCAUCGAAAUACUGAAGGAUACCAGGAGCAUUGAGAAUGUGGUCCAGGACCUCCGAAGUGAUCUGAAUACAGUGUGUGAUGCUUUAAGUAAGAUGAACAAAUAUUUGGGGAUUUGA